AUAUCCCUGUCCACUUGUCCAUUAUGUCUACAGUCUGGUGCUCUUCUGUCCUCUCGGCGACGGCUACCUCAGUGCCAAAGAAUCCCUCGCGCAGUAAUCCAAGUAACCAUCUUCGCUUCACCUUCUCCAACUCCUCGGCAAAAUCAAGCUGCCACAGAUUCUCUUCCUGUAGAAGUAACCGUCCUCCUCCUCUCUACUACUGGGCUUGCAUCGAGUCUCGGAGGAGGAUAUCUUGUGGAGUUCAAACAACAGCACAAUCUGGAACGAGGGUUGUCGAAAGAAAUGCAAGCCUAGAAAUCGAGGAACGGCACGCCAGAAUAAGGAAGCAGCUGCUGAAACCCGAGCUCUCGCCAUCUGCAUAUGACACAGCAUGGGUAGCCAUGGUACCGUCUCCAGGCUCUCCUCAGGCUCCAUGCUUCCCACAGUGUGUUCAAUGGAUACUGGAAAACCAACUGGAUAACGGAUCGUGGGGUCACAAUGAAGUUGAUUCAUCAGCUGACAAGAAGGAAACUAUUUUAGCCACACUGGCAUGUGUUAUUGCACUUAAGAAAUGGGAUGUUGGCCCUGCGCACAUAACUAAAGGAAUACAAUUCAUUGCAAGGAACUUCCAGACAGUAACAGACGAACAGAUUGUAGUUCCGAUUGGCUUCGAUUUCACAUUCAGCGGCAUGUUCACCCUUGCCAUUAACAUGGGCUUGCAGUUUCCUGUAAGACAAACUGAUAUUGAUGGGAUACUUCGCCUCCGGGAGAACGAAUUGAAACGAUAUGAUGGGGACAAAUCUACGGCAAUAGAAGCAUAUUGUGCCUAUGUUGCUGAAGGGUUCGAAAAUCUGUUGGACUGGAAUGAUGUUAUGAAGUUCCAAGCGAAGAAUGGAUCCUUGUUUAACUCUCCUUCUGCAACUGCUGCCGCUUUAGUCGCCAACUAUGACGACAAAGCGCUACAGUACCUAAAUUUGCUUGUCACACAAUUUGGCAGUGCAGUACCAACAGUGUUCCCACAAAACAUUCAUUGUCAGCUUUCAAUGGUGGAUACGCUCGAAAGUGUUGGGAUAUCACGGCAUUUUUCUGCUGAGAUAAAGGCUGUCCUGGACAUGGUAUACAGUUUGUGGUUACAGAAAGAGGAGGAAAUAAUGUUGGAUGCAGAAACAUGUGCGAUGGCAUUUCGAAUUUUACAAAUGAAUGGCUAUGAUGUUUCCACAGAUUGGUUGUCUCAUAUUGCUGAAGCCUCCAAUUUCCACAACUCACUACAAGGAUAUUUAUGUGAUACAAAGACUCUGUUGGAAAUGUACAAAGCCUCUAAAGUCAUAUUAUCAGAAAGAGACUUGACCUUAGAGAACAUAGGAUGUUGGACAGGUAGCUUAUUGAGGGAAAAGCUAUGCUCUGAUGGAGCACAAAGAGUACCAAUACUUGAAGAGGUAGAGUAUGCUCUUAAGUUUCCCCAUUAUGCCAUAGUAGAUCCUCUCAACAACAGAAGAAGUAUUGAGCAUUUGGAUGCUAGGGGUUCUCAGACGCUAAAGACAAAAUAUCUGCCAUGUCAUGUAAGUCAAGACAUCCUUGCGUUGGCUGUUGAAGAUUUCUGUUUUUCUCAAUCUAUUUACCAGGACGAACUACAGAACAUCAUUAGUUGGGAGAAAGAGAAUAGGAUGGACCAGCUACAAUUUGUGCGGCAAAGGCUGGCAUAUUGCUAUCUCGCUGCUGCUACCACCAUAUCCCCUCAUGAAUUGUCUGAUGCUCGCGUUGCAUGUGCCAAAAGCAUCAUGCUCACGGUUGUAGUUGAUGACUUCUUCGAUGUUGGUGGAUCAAAAGAAGAACAAGAAAAUCUCAUCGAAUUAGUUGAGAACUGGGAUGAGCACCACAAAGUUGAGUUCUGUUCGGAGAAAGUAGAAAUAGUUUUCUAUGCUGUCUAUAAUACAGUGAACCAGCUUGGAUCUAUGGCUUCUGCAGUACAGAAGCGCGAUGUGACAAAACACCUCGCUGAAACAUGGCUAAAAGUAAUGCUGUGCAUGCUGACGGAGGCAGACUGGCAAAGGAGGCAAUUUGUACCAACAGUUGAGGAAUACAUGGCAAAUGCAGUUUCCUCCUUGGCACUGGCGGUCAUUAUACUUCCAGCGCAGUAUUUUCUUGGCGAAACGCUCUCAGAUUACAUGGUCAAAGAUCAUGAAUACAGCAAUUUGUCUGAGCUCAUGUUCACUUGCAGUCGUCUCUUAAAUGACAUUCGAAGCGUUGAGAGGGAGUUCGAAGCUGGUAAACUGAACAGCGUUUCACUGCUUGCUCUACACAGUGGUGGUUCCAUGUCCAUAGAAGCGGCUAAGAAGGAAACACAUGGAUCUUUAGAGUCGUAUAGGAGAGGUUUAGUAGCGUUGGUUCGUAGACAGGACAGUGUUGUUCCUAGGUCAUGCAAGGAGCUGUUCUGGAAGCUUUGCAAGACAAUUCACCUGUUCUACUUCCAGAUUGAUGGAUUUACGUCGCCGAAGGAGAUGGUUGGGGCAGUCAAUCAAGUAAUCAACGAGCCACUCGAACUCCAAUCAAGCAACACACAUGUUUAGUUUAGCUGUUCGAUCUAUUUGAAGAUUAAGGACUCUGGAAGGACAGGUACUUCCCCGGAGACGAUGCAAACAAUCAUUGGUGGGUCACCAUACAAACAGUGACCUUAGUUGUUUGGGCCUCGCAUUGACCUUGUUAAAGGCAUUAUCUAAAAUACCGAGUGUCUUUUUCUCUUUAAUGAAAACCUUUGAUUUGGCCUUUUGUUGGUUGGUCAUAGCAACGACGUUGCUUUUGGAGAGCCUCAGUCUCGGCUCUAGCUUUGCCUGGUUAGUGGUUGACUUGAAAAUUAUGUUGUGGUGAUAGCUCGCUCAAAGUGAUGAGUUUGUUUUUUCUGUCUUUUUUCUUCUUUUUUUGCCUGUGUGUGUACAUCUUAGUGUGUAGAGUCCAGGAUAAAUCUUAGUCCACUUGUAUCAUCUUGAUGUAAUUGUCUAAGAUUAAUAAAGCUUCCUAAUACAAACA
This is a messenger RNA of Zea mays, 3003 nucleotides long. RefSeq names its product ent-kaur-16-ene synthase, chloroplastic. Lineage: Eukaryota; Viridiplantae; Streptophyta; Magnoliopsida; Poales; Poaceae. Gene Ontology annotation, biological process: diterpenoid biosynthetic process. The record is from RefSeq and is marked validated. The transcript is spliced from 14 exons. Gene Ontology annotation, molecular function: magnesium ion binding; terpene synthase activity. Bases 24 to 2546 code for a protein of 840 amino acids.